Molecule: messenger RNA, 2398 nt
Organism: Gigantopelta aegis
Lineage: Eukaryota; Metazoa; Mollusca; Gastropoda; Neomphalida; Peltospiridae
Product: G-protein coupled receptor 157-like
Exons: 4
Coding region: 1-990 (329 amino acids)
Biological process (GO): cell surface receptor signaling pathway; adenylate cyclase-activating G protein-coupled receptor signaling pathway
Cellular component (GO): plasma membrane
Molecular function (GO): G protein-coupled receptor activity
Source: RefSeq, a predicted model, not a curated record
AUGAACACCACAGAUCAUCCUUCCAUGAAGCCAAACCAAACGGACAUCAUCUACGCCGCAAUUACAGGCCUGACGGCGAUUUUGUCCAUGGCUGGAUCCAGCAUCAUAGUCGCCACAUAUAUCGCGUACAAAGACUGCCGCAUCUUUGGACGCCAGCUGCUGGCCUUUCUUUCCGUGGCCGACUUCCUGACGGCGCUGGGCAACCUGCUGGGCGUGGUGUGGUUCGUCUGGGCCGACUCCUCUGUCAUCAGGAGGAGCAUGAUCUACUGUAAGUUCCAGAGCGCUCUCACCAUUUUCUCCAGCAUUGCCUCCUUUCUGUGGAUGGUCGUCAUCGCUUUUGGACUUCUGCUGAGCAUCGUCCUGUCCAAGGCCAGAGUCUUUGAGAGCUAUGGAAAGUUCUAUCAUCUUGUUUGCUGGGUUCUUCCAGGUUUGAUUGUGACCGUGUCUCUGUCGCUGGAUGUGCUGGGAUACGACUCUGACCUGAAUCAGGACAGUUGGUGCUGGGUCGACCCACGCGUGUCGCACGCUCUCGUCUGGCAGUUCGUCACGGGGAAGGGCUGGGAACUCGCUUCCUACGUCAUCACCGUCGUCAUAUACACCGUCGUGAAGAUUUAUCUCUUUAAAAACUCAACGCACACGUUGGCCGUCAACCCUCACCGACUGCGACACGCUGGCGUGAAGGAGGCGAACCGGAAGCUGACGUUCGUACCGCUCGUCUUCAUCCUGCUGCGGGUGUGGGGCACGCUGAGGUUCAUCAUCGGCGUCGUCGACCACGAGUACGCCAAGUCGCCUCAGGCGUCCUGGAUCGUUCCUCUACAGUGUGUCGGAGACAGCGCGCAGGGGAUUGCCAACUGCGUCAUCUACUGUUUUUUCACAACAGCCAUCAGACGACGUCUUGUCAACAGCUGCUGCUGCGUCAAACGUAGGUCCGGACAGAUCACGGAAGUGACGUCACAUUCUAUAAAACCGUCCUCCGUGGAUGUUAUUUGACUAUCUACAUAGUUAUUUGGAUUUUGGAACCGGCUAUGAGACAGGUUUGGGAGGGAUUUGAUGUUGUAGCCUCUUCAUAACCCUUGAUACCUUAUAUUUCCUAAGUUCAAGUAAUUGCAAAAUUCUGUAUGUCAUUGUUUUUUCUAAGGUUUGUGUUUAAUGCACACAUUACUCACAGACACUACACCUUCCACGUCUAAUGGCCGUCACUCUAGGUGUUUUCUUGACGGGAUGCAACCCAUCUCGUCCCUACAAGCUGUGCACCUUAACGGCCUUAACGAGGUCACACACGUGGACAUAUAGAUCGGACUUUUAGACCUUCGUUCAAAAUUUUAUGUCAAAUUGAUUUUUUAUUCUAUAUUAUUAAAUAGUCCGAUCCUCUUUUUCACUAAUUGCUAUUCCAAAAUUGUGUCCAUUUCCAAUUAACUCCCACCCCCACCUUCUGUCCCGGACCCAUUCACUAGCUACGUCAGAGAUUUUGCCCGGGAAAGACGUGCUUGAACCUUAAUUGGAUAUAGGCACGUUAAUAUGUUAUCCAAUGAAUCACAGGCACUUGUCACAGAUUAGUAUACAUAAAUAAACUUGCUGGACAUUUAUAACUUUGAUAUAUUUCUUAAAUAUUUUGCUUAUUAUUUUUGUUUACAUUAAAGAUAUAGUAGAAGUUGAAUUUGUUUUCACAAAUACAUACACGUUAAAUAGCUAUAAGAUUGACAUGAAUAUUGUGAAAAUAUUUAUUAAUAAUAUUUGCCAAUUUACACCAAAUUUACUAAGUAUACCAAUCUGGAAAUAUAUCAAAUUGAUUGACCAAUAUACAACAAUUUUAUUUUUGUAUAUUAAUCUGUGUCAAGUGCCUGUAUUAUUGCUUAUAAGAAAAUCAGGAUACACUGAUAAAUUUCAUGUUGGAUUAUAUUAAUGUUGACAAAUCCAAUAUUAUAAGUUUUCACCUUGUAAUGUAAAUAAGAUAAAUGUUUUUCUUUCUUUUCAAAAAGUCAACAGAUACUGUAUAAAAUAAAAUACAGAGACACGGAGUCACCUUACUGUAUGUUCAUAUUACCCCUACGCCCAAAUUUUUUAAAAUAAUAAUAAUAAUAAAAAAAUAAAUAACACAAAACAAACAACAAAACAAACAACAACAAAAAAACAACAACAAAAACAAAAACAAAAAACGUGAAUUAUGAUAUUACAAAAAUUACACUGCUAUUGUUGUAAUUAUGUAAACACAAUGUAAACAUUUUAUUAGUAGAAAAGCCGGUCAGGGAAGUUGCCAAAAUUCACAAGGAUAUUUCUGGGUAUAUGUUGAUUCUAUAUAUUAUUUUAUUUCUGUAUGGUUAAAACAAAUUGAUCUUUAGUUUUUAUGUUUGAUAGAGUCUUUAUAUAUAUAUAUAUAUAUAUAUAUAUAUAUAUAUAU